This is a messenger RNA of Botrytis deweyae, 468 nucleotides long. RefSeq lists its product as uncharacterized. NCBI's taxonomy places the organism in Eukaryota, Fungi, Ascomycota, Leotiomycetes, Helotiales, Sclerotiniaceae. The coding region runs from base 1 to 468 and encodes 155 amino acids. The transcript is spliced from 3 exons. The record is from RefSeq and is a predicted model, not a curated record.
AUGAAUCUCCAAAUCUCCAAUCUCCAAUCUCCAAUCUCCAAAUCUCCAAAUCUCCAAUCUCCAAUCUCCAAUCUCCAAAUCUCCAAAUCUCCAAUCUCCAAUCUCCAAUCUCCAAAUCUCCAAAUCUCCAAUCUCCAAAUCUCCAAUCUCCAAAUCUCCAAUCUCCAACAUCUCAUAUCUGAGCCAGCUUCUCCACGGGCCAAAUACUAUAUCUGCGAUGCAACAGAUAUUGAGUAUCAGGAUAAACGCCCAUUUGCUGCUGGUCAUGUUGGCUACACAUAUUUGACGAUUGUGGGUGCGAUGUCAAAUACAUUCAUGCAGGAUGUUAUGGUGAGCAUCUGUGAAAUAAAACCUCAGAGUGAAGACAAGGUCGCUGCAAAUACUGAAAGGAAACUCAUAAAGCACUCUUGUCUGGUGGUAGAUGAGGAGUACAAGAUGGCAUGCUAUGUUCUGCUCUCUGGACUUUGA